GCCGCUUCGGCUCGAGGGCGGGCCGCAGAGCCGUCCCGCGGCCUCCACCGUAUUGUGAGGGCGGGCCGCCUGCCCUCCAGAUGGCCUGCCCGUGCGGCCGGGGCGCCGCUGGCGAGCCGGGCGAGCCGCCGCCGGCCACCGCGGAGGUGGAGCUCCGCGUCGCGGUCGUCGGCGCUGGGCCCGGCGGGCUCGCGCUGGCCAACUACCUGGCGCGCGGGCGGAGCGCCGGCAUCAGGGCAAGCUACUCCUCACGGUCUUCGAGCGGCGCCCAGCGCCGGCGGGGCCGGACGGCGGGGCGCUGCUGCUGAGGGGCGAGGCCCUGGAGGUGCUCGACGAGCUGGGGCUCGGCGGGCUGCUCCGCUCGGCGGCGGGGCUCGCUGCGUGGGACCCGGAGGGCACGCCCGUCCCGCCCGUCAUGCGGGACGCGCUGGUGGAGCUCGGUUGCUGGGGCGCCUCAAGGAGCAGCCGGGCGUAGUUGAGGUCAAGACGAAUACCGAGGUGGUGGAUGUCAGGGAGACCGCAGACUCUGUCGUGCUGGAGUACCGGCCGCUCCUCGUCCUGAGCGGCGGCACGACUUGGGUCAAGAACACCACUCGCUCGGGGGAGCACGCCACAUUCGACAUGGUCGUCGGCGCCGACGGCAAUGCGCCAUCGUCCGCAGUGGCCAGGAGCAUCGUGGGCCAGGGCUGCCAGGCGGAACCCCUGCCGCUGCUGAUGAUGCAGGCCGCACUGCCUCGCGAGGCGCCGUGCCAGGGGUGCCAGGAGGAGCUGAGCGUGGAGGGGGCCGUUGGCGCCCGGGUGGAGGUCGCCCCCGCCAUCGGCCUGGCCAGCGGCAGCCUCGGCGCCGGCACGGCCGCCCAGCUGCAGUGGUGGAGCGUGUGCAGCCUCACGGCGCGGCUGAGGGAGCCGGCCAUGCGCAGCUUCCCGAAGCCCGACGCCUGGGGCUCGACCCUGUCGGGUUACCUCCUGCGCGCCACGGGGAUGGCCUGCGCGCUGCCGCGGGCGAGCUGGUCGACGAUGUGGCCCGGGCGCGCGACCCGUCGCUGGGGCGCCUCCACGCCUGGCUGCCCUUCCACAAGGACGACCUGGGCCACUGGCGGACGACCUCCGGCAGGACGCUGGUGCUGGGCGACGCGGCCCACCUGA
Prorocentrum cordatum is the source of this 1146-nucleotide messenger RNA. NCBI's taxonomy places the organism in Eukaryota, Dinophyceae, Prorocentrales, Prorocentraceae. The record is from the annotation of a GenBank genome assembly.